Dentiscutata heterogama is the source of this 314-nucleotide messenger RNA. Lineage: Eukaryota; Fungi; Glomeromycota; Glomeromycetes; Diversisporales; Gigasporaceae. The record is from the annotation of a GenBank genome assembly.
GUGUAGUUUCAUUAAUCCUGUCUGAAUUGAAGCCACAACAAAUGUCAUUAUUGUCCGAUAAAUCUUCGAACGCACGACCAAUAUCUAUCCUCAAUUUGUUAGAAAAACUUGCAACAAAAAAUGUAAUUAGUGGACUAGAUGGAACAUUAAGUCCAAAUAUGUUGGUAUACAAUCAAGUACAAGAACUUACAAAUUUCGAAAGUGCUGGAAGCUUAUUCAUUGUUAAAGACUUUUGGAGUUGGCUUUUGACUUUUUGUGUAUUGCAUUCAAUUUUUUUGGAAGUUUUAAACCUGGGAUAUCAACAAAUUUUUUAG